Molecule: messenger RNA, 8225 nt
Organism: Pseudopipra pipra
Lineage: Eukaryota; Metazoa; Chordata; Aves; Passeriformes; Pipridae
Product: collagen alpha-2(I) chain-like
Exons: 2
Coding region: 455-1366 (303 amino acids)
Source: RefSeq, a predicted model, not a curated record
AGAGCAUCAAACUCUCAUAUCUGGCUUUUCUAUUGGUUAAUGUGUGUGUGUGUGUGCGUGUGCAUGCGUUGUGUGUAUGUGUGCAAUGCAGGGAAUAUCCCUUGUUGUGAAAAUAAAAACCACUUCAGGUAAGUCUGUGUUUUGUUGUUUUAGAGCACGGAGGGGGGUGGGGGGUGGAAGUCAUUACUGAUACGAAGGAGGCAGAGGCUGUGCUGUAUUUGCAGUUCCACGGGGGGGUUCAGCCCAGGGACCCGUGCGAAGCCGUCUGGAAGGCUGCUUCAGGAGCGGGGUGCCUCGCUGGGGUAGCGGGGCUCUCCCGGUGCCGGAGCCGCCGCUGAGCCCCCGCUCCUCGCCCCCCGCAACUCCGCGCAAACGCGCUCCCGGCGCUGGCGCGUUCCCGCUGGGUGCCAGCGCCGGGAGCCGCCGCUCCCUGGCUGUGAAAGGACCCUCGACAAUGAAAACAGCUGCAGGAACAGUUCGUUCGAGCGGAACUUCGGCGUUCAGGGAUUAUUCAGGGGCGUGGGGCUUACCCUGUGGUCAGAAUCCUGUCCGGCCCUGCCCAGGGGCCAGGGGAGGCAGGGCAGGAACACACCGACGCACCGUGAGCUGCCCCAGGCCGGGGACAGGCGGGGGACAGAGGAACAGAAUCAUCACGGCCCGGCCGGCGACGAGGCAGCACCGGGCUGGGGAGGAGGGCAGGGGCGAGGCCGCGGGUGGGGACAGUCCCGUCGGGAGAGCUAAAAACAACCCGUCGAGCGGGAUGGUUCACAGGCUGCCUCACCGCCCCGGGGCUUCCCUUAGCGUGGGGCCGUACCGCCCGGGCGGGCGGGCUGCGGGCUGCGGGCCGGCGGCCCGGCGGGGUCGGACGGGCCCCGGUGCCACCUCAGCCGCCCUCGGGCGCGGGCCCGUCGGGGCCGGCGCCGCGCAUGCUCCGCGCCGCGUCACGUGCGCGGGAAGGCCGCGGGGCCCCGCCGGGAGCCCGGCCGGGAGCCCGGCCCUGGCCCGACCACCGCGCCCCAGCCGAGGGAGGACCGUGCCCCGAGGCGCCGGCAGACGGCAGGGGACGGUGUUUCGGCCGGAGACCCGGGCAUCGCCUUCAGAGCUCUGGGCUCCCUCGACGUGCGCAACGGGAGACGGGCGCACCGCUCCGCCGCCGCACCCGCAGCUCCGCUUCCCUCGGGGACUUUGCUCGGCCGCCCGCGGCUGCCUGCUCGCCAGGCGCGGCCAAGAGCCCUCCGCAAAAAAACCGACAAACAAACACCCCGAAAUCGCCCAUUUUAAAAGCCGGGGUCGAGUCUCACGCCGGGGGCCUGGUUUUCUUCCUUUCCUCCUUUUCCUCCUUUCCUCCUUUCCUCUCACACCCUGAGGCUGCAACGUCACUGGCUCUUGCUUUGCCCGGUGGACGAAGUAGCACAGCCAGCCCCUACCCAGCUAGUAAGAGUCUUUGAAGUUUAGAUCGAUGUCCUGAAAACUUGUCUGAAAGUUACUUAAUUCACGGGCCACAGGCCACCUGACGAAAAAAAAAUCCAAAACCACACAGAAUGAAUAAUUUCGUCACUUUAACCAUAUGUAUAUGCACAGAAAAUUAAGGGUACGUGUAAAGUUUGUCUUAAACGCGGCAAAAUCCAUGAAAGACUUCUUGCCCUGCUCUAGAUGAGGCUUGCGGGCAGGCCAUUUGAUUUAUUUUCAUUUUUCAAAGGAAUGGAGAAAGUCGUCCGAUUAAAAGUGGUAUUAUUAUAAUCUCCAUUCUUAAACCUUGAAACACCCUUGUAAACAAUCGGCUCCUUCUCCCAGCCCGGUUCCCACCUCCACUUAGUAAUGACUGGAAGAUUUAUGAGGCUUUUUUAGCAACACCUGUCUUUUUGAGCUGUCGACACAACCAAUUAAUACUUUUAAUUACCACUACAAGGAAACUAACCAGAACCUUUGUGAUUUGAUUUCGCCGCUGAAUUUUAUCCCCUCUGAAGCAGCCCCAAGUGGAGGCACUGAGGCCACGGGGGGGGGACUCUUUUUGCUGCAGGUUUAUUUUGCCUCGGGCUGGAUGGGGGUAUGAUUUGGUUUGGUUUUAUUUCGCUUCUCUUUUCCCCUCUUCUUUUGAAGUAUUUAGCCAUCCCUUUCUAGAAGAAAACAAAAGGGCUUGCUGACGGGACCCCAGAGCACACAAGUCCUCCGGCUCCCAGAGAACCAGCCUUUCGCACUGGCGGCCCCGGGGACGGCAAGGGAAAGGCUGGAGGCACCAAGCACCGCUUAGGCAAAAGUUACCAUAGAGAAAUAGUGCGAGAGGGGGCCGAUCUGGCUCUCACCGAAUUCAUGGCAGUUUUUACCAGUCAUUUCAACGAAGGAGCGAGCAUCCCCUUUGCGGAGAAGGGAAGAACAGGGGCAGACGGCACCUGAGCCCCGCAGACCGUGGGACGGCGUGUUGAGCGCCGAGCGGGAACCCCGCUCUCACCUCGGGCCUGGGCUAUUCUCUUCCUGCACCCCCAUUUCCUCGAGUAUCCCUGAUCUUCAUCUGAAUAAUCCAACAGUCGAGGAGGAGAUGGGGCAAAAACUUGAACAGAAAGUGUGUUUGUCGUUCAAAUGGCAUGAGUGCGAUCAAAAGUUCACAGAUGCCCAUGAACGGUGCCGGCAGGGCGCUAUCCUCCCUCUCUCCAGAGAUGCCCCUUUAGCCAUAGGGUGUGUGAGUCUGGCUGACCGCUCCCCGAUUAGCCCAAAGUGCUAGGAAAUGGGGCUGCCACGAGACCCCCGGCCUUAUCCUGGGCGGAUUGCAAAGGGCGUGAUCAAACCUUGCCCCCAUGCCCAUGUUUCACAAUGCGGCGUGAAGUGGGCAGCAGCGUAUGGAAAUGAAGCGGGAGCACCCAACUCGGGAUGCUUAACCCUGGCCCAUCCUCCGUGGACUAUUCCCUCUCCCCCCAAUCCCCAGCUAGUGCAUGUGAAUUGCUGGAAGUCCCUCCGACCGAAUGCCGGGAACUGGGAAGCAGAAAGCAGUGGUCUUUGGGUUAAACAGACACCUCUGCCUGGUAAAACACCCCGUGGCGUUCCGUGCCUGCUCUCCUUUGUGUUAUCUCUAACGCUGCCCAGGCCUCGCAGAGUUAUGCCGUAAAGGCGACGUCCCACGUUAAAACAAUAUGAAUUCGCGGACGGAUCUUGAAUAUGAAUGAGAUCCAGCUGUCAGAACCCCGAAAUAUCUCCCGCGCCUCACGCCGCAGAUACCUAACGUGCUUCUACCGGCCCCGUCCCCCACCAUCCCUUCCUCCUGCGUUUUUUCUGUGAGAGGGAUGCUCAGAGGAGAGGAGUCAGGGCAAAAAGAUGGAGAAAGGUGACGAUUCCCAAUAGCGAAAAAUAAAAAUAAUUCUUGGCGGGAUGGAGGAUAACGUCGUGGUCACACUAGAACCAGUCAGUCGGGCAAAGCAGUUUCACUCUGCCAGUGAAACCGCUCUCGGUGUCAAGAGCUUUCCCGCUCCGUAUGCUGAAUGCGGGAGGAAUUCAGGUUGCUGGAGGCGAUGCUCUGUUCGUAUGUACCUCUUUACGCCUUCAGAUACGGGACCUCACCUAGUUAAGUUUCUAUAGAGAGAUCAGAUAAUGCAUCCCUUCGGAUUAUCUUUCUAAAUUAACUUUUAGAUUUGUUUUUAUAGUCCGUUGAGACCCUGACAAAAGAGGCUGUAGCUAGAUACAGAUACGAGAUAAACGUAUAAAGCAAGCUCAUUACACCGGAAUGAGUGAAGAACUCUCCUUGCAAUCUACUCUAGAUAACGAGUCUGCCCGAAGAAACAAGUAAAGCCGAGAUAUUUAUUUCUUUUCCUAAUAAAUAAACCUCAAUAACUGCAUUGACUUUGCACGAUGUUUACUACAUUUCCAUUCAGUGCUUGGGUAAAUGCAUCCCUAAAGGCAGAGUAAAUAAUUGCACUGAUCUCAACAGGGGAAAUGUGUAGACAUUUGAAGUGUACUAAAAAUAAACGAAGGCGAAAGAGACUGAAGAGAGAGGACACCGCGCUUGUUUGCCGUAAUUAAAGCCUCUGCUUUCGCUCUCCGGAUUCCGAGACUUCCCGACCGCAGCCGGGGUGACACGUUUCCCGCGGGUGUCGCCGGCACAGCACACGAGUGGCCGUGGGGAGCCGCGGUUGGGCUCGGGAGGUCUCGGCGCGGCGCUUGGCUGGGAACUGAGAGUGGCCGCUACUGCAGGACAAAUUGUAGCCUCUCUAAGAGCCUCGAGUUUCCAUUCGCCUCUGAGCCCUUCCAAGACGAGCACUUAAGAGCGGUGGUGGUUUGGGUUUUUUGUUUUCUUUUUUCUUUUUUUUUUAAUUAGACUGCAUCUUCUUCCUCUGCCAGAAUAAGGUUUUUAUUUAAUUGUUGUUGUUUUUUUUCUUUCAUUUGAAAAGAAAACAAAACAACAUAAGUCCCCGCUAAAACCAACAUCUGCUUCAGCAGCACUCGGGGCAGACGGGGACGCCUGCCAAGUGAAAGCCUCACAGGCGGCGGUCUGCAAACCUGCGACUGCAUUCGGGGAGGUCCCCUGAACCUCAGAGGGGAAGGUCUCCCCACACCGCUGCCACGUAAGGCUCCCAGCGGAGAGGCGAAGGAGGCAGACUCUCGCUCAGACUCUUUACGGGGAUCACGUUCGCCGUAUGGGCAGAGCGGGAGAGACCUGUCCCCAGUGGUUCAGUUAAGGCGGUGUGGGUGCACACCUGACCAGGUGCGAGGAGAGGCGGGCGGCCAGGGCCUCCGAGGGAGUUCCGUCCUCCAGCCGGGCAGCCACUCGCCUGAAACUUGAUUGCAUUUUAAGGCAGGUAUCCAUCCUCCCCCCACAUAUCCCCCAACAGGGAAAACAACUAACGACAACAUCACGACAAAACAUUAACCAAACAAAAAGCCCCAGUGUCCGAUCCUCUGCAGAGCCACACACUGAAUGAAUCUGCCUGUAAGGUUUUAAUUACAGCCAAAGGCUUCGCUACAAAUCUGUACAAGAGACAGUGGCUGGUUCCCUCUGGAUCUUUCCCCUUCUGACUCCUAUUAUUUUGACCCAGGCUACAAUAUAGAGAGCGGCGUGUGUGAUCCAUCUGCAAGGCUGGGCUGGGGUUUACCCUCCCCCCCCCCGCCCGCUUCCCUGCCACUUCCUUCACACUCGCGAUAUGGAGAGCCAUUGACGCCUGCCUGUCUGUUAUAAUGUUAGUGGGUUGAAAUCCAGAGGAGCCUCCGCUCCGCUCUUGCUCUCGCAUUGGCAGCGCUCAAAUUCCGCAGUCUCUCCUCAAAAUGGCUCUCUUCCAGUUUGAGGAGGUGACCUCCUUUAGAGAGUGCCUUUCCUCGCCAUUUUGCUGCCAUUUAGAAGAUGGCAUUAGGACAUACUGGCAGGAGAGGAGGACGUGUUUUGGGGUAAAUAGGCUUGAGAGACCGGUGAAAAAAAUGUCAUCGGCAGAUGCAAGGAGGGAUAUUUUGCUAUAGCUUCUGGGAGGUGUACAUAGAGCAGGCUGCUAGGGGAGGACGGCGGCUGCCGAGCCGAGCCGUGCCGGGCAGCUGCCCCGCACACCCGCGAGGUGCGGCCGCGGACACCCGCGGAGCGACGACACGCGGGGCGGGGGCGCAGAUUUGUCAGCCACCACAGCCGAGGUCCAGCGGGGAAAGUGCCGUGUAUCUGCGAAGCGAGCCUCUCCGCAAAAACGCGUCUGGAGCGGAUCGCAGCCAGCAGGAAUAUUUUCUGGCUUUCCGCUUCUCUCAAGACUUUCCGCACACACCUCUGCCGGAGAAUCCCGUUCUCUCCCGAGCACCUUUCGAUUGCUUUGUGGAUUCUGCAUUGUUGCUAAAAAACCCAGGAGAUCCCGCACUAAUCUUUGCCUUCCCCCCCGCAUUUCUCUGACACACCAAAAAAAAUCGUGUUUCAGGAUCCGCUUCAUGCACAUGCAUGGGCUUCUCGCGGGAAAACACACAAAAACAUAAUUCCUGAAAUAAGUUUCUCUCGGAUCUUCACAGCUACUUUGACCAGUGUGAGACAGAAAGCACUCUCCCGGCCCCUGGUGUGAAAUGGGGAGAGGGGAUACAUAAUCCCAGAGCGCAGCCUUCAGCUCCUUCUGCGAGAGCAUCUUGGAGGAGCCUCGCCUGAGGAACAGCGUCAGCUAUCGCACCCCUCCCCACAAACCAAAAAACACGCUAAACAACCCGAGAGAGGGACUGCACUUGCAGAGCCCACCCUUGCAAACACCACAGCAGGACUUCCCGGGAAGGGAGGGGAUGAGAAACAGAACGAGAAUGUUUGUUUUCCCCUGUUGUUAUUGUUGAACGCAUGAAUGAAUGAAUGAAUGAAUGGAACAGAAGGUGCUCGGAGGCAUAUAGGAAGCCUCUGACCGCUUACAUUAACUUCCUAUUACACCCUAAAAAUAGAACCCCGUUUCCUGUUGUUCAUCAGCUCCUUCUGACUGUUGUGUCUGUUGUGUGACAUCUUUCGACUCACAACUGUGCCUUCAAACCACACGUACACGCUUUGGCCCUUUGAAAGUGUUACCCGCAAACAUCAUUAAAGCGGCACGGUUUAGGAUGACACUGAAGACCGAUCUCACGAAGUCACCCAGUCCCGGGGCACAAGGAGCCCGAUGCGCGGUGCCACGCUCUCCGGCAGUCAGCGGAGCAGGGGACGACCGCGGGGGAGGCGGGGAGGGGAAGCAGCGUUGCCCCCGCGGCUCUCAACCAGCCCGGGCGCGGAGAGGGACUGGCCCCAAGCCCGCUAGGGAUGCAAAGGCCUCGUUGCUCUCCAGGCGAGCGAGGGUGACUUGCGGAGUGCAUUUCCUGGGAAUGGUAAACCGAGGGGUUUAAUAAUCCCAGGAAAUAUUAAUAUUUAAACCGAGGAGGGAAGCCCGGCCAGGGAUGUGCAGGCAGAGUGCGAUGGUACCCACGGUCCGGAGCGGACAGGGUGCGGAGCCACGCGCAGGGCACGUCCCCAUCGCCAUCGGCCAGGGCUGCAGCCCAGUCCUCCGGGAGCUCAGGCUUGGCCGCGGAAAGAGCGGAGAAGCCAGGAAGGGGGUCACAUGCGGUGAAUUCCUGCUGUCUUUUCCCAGGGAGGGUCUGGUGCUCACAGGAGGCGGUGCAGGGGCUCCCGCCUCGGGGCAGUCCUCAGCCGCCCCCUAACUCGCACCUUGCCCCAUCCGGCCGGACUUCUGUCCCUCCCGGUCCCGCGCAACUCUCGGGAAGCUCGUUGACGCAAGGCGGCUCCCCUCGUGGGCUCCCACCCCUCACUUGUGACUGCUGUCUGCUCGCUUUCGAAGGCACUUCAAGGCGCGGGGACUAGGAGGUGUGGGGUGCCCGUCCUCACCCCUUUUUCACGAGUUACCCACCCUGGGAAAUGAGCACCCCACUGCUCCAGUGCGUCCAGAGCUAAUUUUUCAGGUCUAAUUUCUUCAGAAAGAGGCCGGUGACGGAGCUCGUCUGCACGCAAGUCAGAGCCAGGGAGGACCGGUGCCCGGCAGCGCGGUUUUCCGGCGGGCGGGGACCUCCCGGGCGACCCGGCAUCCCCCGCCAGAGCACGGGCCCAGAGCCUGCCCUACCCUCGGAGAAGAAAUAUCCCUGCAGCUGCCGCCUCUAUAAGGACGCGGCUCGGGCGCUUAUUGCCCCCCACCCCGCGACUCCCGGUGGGCCUAAUUAAAUUGGGGCAAAUUAUCGGUGUGAGGCUGGACGGAGUCAACUGUCUUGACGACAGACAAGGAUGUCUGAGCACCGCGGAGAAAGAGCGCCAGGUUUCCGGCUCUUCCCUCCGACUGGCGCCCACCGAUGACUCGGCGGGGGCUCCGCACCUCCGCUCACCGCCAUUCCCCCCGUCCCGCAUCCGAAGCCCCCGCUUGUCCUGCUCGCCCCACCGCAGCUCGUCUGUCAGCUACGCUGAGCGAGUGAUGCACAUGUAACUCCAUUUGCCGCCUAUCGCAGGAAGCAGCUCCUGCAGACUCUCCCUGCUUUUUCUUCUUCUUUUUGUCUGACUCAAGGUAGCAUAUAGGUAUUAUUUCAAAGUGGUUCCCUCUCCUGCUCAACUUUUUCCCAUUCCGGGGUUAGCAUCCAUUAUGUGGCAGGAAUUAUUUCGAAACAAGAAAGCAACGUGUUGCAAACACUCCCCAGCCUAUUUUCUGACAUCUUUUGUUAUGCAUGCUCUUGCUGCUGGAGAAAAUGCUAGUAUGUGCACCUGCGAAAAAAAACCGCCUUCAUGAUGUUAACAGCAAGCUGGAGGGUAUAAAGCAAUAAAACUGCCAAAUGUA